This is a messenger RNA of Aspergillus puulaauensis, 2235 nucleotides long. RefSeq lists its product as uncharacterized. Gene Ontology annotation, biological process: glucan catabolic process. Bases 1 to 2235 code for a protein of 744 amino acids. Gene Ontology annotation, molecular function: beta-glucosidase activity. The transcript is spliced from 8 exons. NCBI's taxonomy places the organism in Eukaryota, Fungi, Ascomycota, Eurotiomycetes, Eurotiales, Aspergillaceae. The record is from RefSeq and is a predicted model, not a curated record.
AUGCGUCUUAACAAUCUUUCCGCUUUGGCGAGUGCUGCUGCUGCUUUUCUGUCCCUGACUAGUCAUGUCCAGGCCCAGCAGCCACUCCACGACUGGAAGAAAGCAUACGAUGCUGCAGAACAACAAAUCACGACAUGGUCAACCGAGCAAAAAGCCAAUAUUUCGGUCAGGAGUGGCACCGCUCCUGGAUUCGUGCCCUUCGAGCCCAGCGAUGGACCUACAGGUGUAUCUGGCGGACAAGGCGUAUCCGGCUGGAUUGGAGGCCAGACGAUCAGCAGUUCCUGGAACCAGUCUCUGGUGGCAGACCAGUAUGCGCGCAUGGCUGUAGAGUUUCGCGAGAAGGGCUAUAACAUGCUACUGGGUCCGUCCACGGGCCCUCUUGGGAGGAGCCCAUACGGAUCAAGGCUCUGGGAAGGGCUUGGCUCUGAUCCGUAUCUCAAUGGGAAGAUAUUUGGAGCCGGUGUGAAGGCUAUCCAGGAGCAGAAUGUGAUCUCUUGCGGGAAACAUUAUAUCGCCAACGAACAGGAGACUAAUCGUACAGCCUUCGAUAGCGACGACCCUCUGAUGCGAACCUCUAGCAAUCUGGAUGAUAGGACCUUGCACGAGCUUUACCUCUGGCCAUGGAUUGACGGUGUUGCAAAUGGCAUGGGCUCCGUCAUGUGUGUUAUGAACCGAGUCAACGGUAUAAUCGGUUGCGAGAAUGACCACAUCAUGAACCGGGUAUUGAAGAAUGAGACUGGAUUUCAAGGCUUCAUUGUCCCCGAUGUCACUGCGCCGUUAAACAAGACCGCCGGGCUCCUGGGCGGCCUUGACUGGAACUCAGGAUACAAUAUCACUGAGAUACUGGCCACCAUUAAGCAAGGCGAUAUUCCCGAGAGUGUUAUGACCGAGCACGCUUUACGGAUUGUGGCGACGCAGCUUAACCUCCUCGAACCCCCAGAGCAGUAUCCAUCGCCCGCCGACACGGAGACCCUCAACGUCAGGGACCCCAAUAGCAAGCACUUCAUCCGUAGAGCAGGAACUGAGUCCAUCGUUCUUCUGAAGAACAAGAACGGAACUCUACCUCUCCGCAACCCAAACUCCAUCGGCAUCUUCGGCAAAGACGCAGCAAACCUCGCAACCGGCCCAAGCCCUAAGGCAAACUUUGCUACGUUUGAGGGCGACACCUACGAUGGACACCUCAUCACAGGAGGCGGAAGCACCUCACCUGCACCGUAUGCUGUUUCGCCCUUGAACGCCCUUACUGCGAAAGCCGCAGAGGGCCGCGGGUUUAACUACAGAUAUAUCCUUUCAGACAACUGGACAGUCACGCCUCCCCCGUCCACAGGCGAUGGCUUCUUCCAGAGCUUCGAGGUCUCUGUUUCCGAGUACGCCUCGGAGUCUGAAUACUGUCUUGUUUUCGUCAAUGCCUUUGGCAAAGAGGGCGCAGACCGACGCACCCUUGCUGACCCGGUUGGGGACCAGCUGGUUAACGAUGUCGCUAAUUAUUGCAGUCAGACGAUUGUGGUGAUGAAUAACGCCGGGGUUAGACUUGUUGAUGCCUGGAUUGACCAUCCGAAUGUUACAGCUGUCCUUAACGCAGGCGCUCUCGGCCAGGAAAGCGGCAAUGCCAUCGUGGACAUCCUCUUUGGCGAAGCGAAUCCCUCAGGAAAGCUCCCGUACACCAUCGCGAAGAAUGCCAGCGACUACAACGGGCAGAUCUGCGAAUGCUGCGAAUGCGACUACACAGAGGGUCUGUAUAUCGACUAUCGCCAUUUCGACCAGGCGGGCAUUCAGCCGCGGUAUGAGUUUGGGUUUGGGCUUUCUUAUACAACGUUCAACCAUUCCAACCUGGAUAUCAAACUCGCUUCGGAGUCCGAUACGGCUGCCGUGGAUCCAUACGCCACCGGGUCGAUAAUACCAGGCGGCCCUUCAGAUCUAUUCGACGAAAUCUUGACCCUAUCUGCCGAUAUCACGAACACAGGCAAUGUAGCCGGAGCAGAGGUUGCACAGCUGUAUCUUUCCUUUCCGGAGGUCGCGAAGGCGCCAGUACGUCAAUUGCGAGGGUUUGAGAAGGUAUAUCUAGAGCCCGGGGAGACGCAGACUGUUACGUUUCCCAUUCAGCGGCGGGAUUUGAGUAUUUGGGACUCGGGGAAGCAGGGAUGGAAGAUUGAAGGAGGGAGUUUUACUGCGUGGCUUGGGAGGAGUAGUCGAGACUUUACGGGGAGUGCUGAUUUUGAUGUUUUCACUGCCUAA